CAUUAACUGUUAAACCAAUUGCAUAAAAUUCCGGAUUUCUUUCGACAGAUUGCAUGUUAAACGCCUAAAUCUACCGAUAUGCUGAGCAAAACUUCUUUAAUUGGUGCCAUGGUGCGAAGGUCCUUUGGAACCAGUCAGAUGAUGAGGGAGACGAUCAAAAACCACGAGCCCAACAACCUGGAGCGCAAAAUGUUGGUCUGGACCGGUAAAUAUAAGACAGCGGCCGAAGUUCCCAAUUUUGUUAGUCAGGAUGUCAUGGAGCGCUGUCGCAACAAAAUGCGCAUUCGGCUCGCCAAUAUAAUGAUCGCACUUACAGCUGUUGGCUGUGCCAUAAUGGUAUAUAGUGGCAAACAGGCCGCCAAACGAGGAGAAUCAGUAACUAAGAUGAAUCUUGAGUGGCACAAGCAAUUUAAGGAUCCCCAGGAGAGCGAAGGAUCUGCCCCGGCCGCCAAAUAGAACACACACCAAAGUCGCACCUCCACCUAAAGGGAAACCGCUCGCCGAGAAACAUUUCAAUCUUCAAAGAACAUUUAAGAGAUUAAAUUGUACUCUUAGGGCUGUUCACUCGUCCGCAAAUUAAAUUUAAAUCAUUUU
Drosophila takahashii is the source of this 594-nucleotide messenger RNA. RefSeq names its product UPF0389 protein CG9231. Lineage: Eukaryota; Metazoa; Arthropoda; Insecta; Diptera; Drosophilidae. The record is from RefSeq and is a predicted model, not a curated record.